GGACCUGUUUCCCACAGCAAAUGGCGGACGACGCCGGUGCUGCGGGAGGAGCGGGAGGCCCCGGGGGCCCCGGAGUCGGAGGCCGAGGUGGCUUCCGCGGUGGCUUCGGCAGUGGGGGCCGAGGUCGAGGCCGGGGACGUGGCCGAGGUCGGGGACGUGGUCGCGGGGCCCGGGGAGGAAAGGCCGAAGACAAGGAGUGGGUUCCUGUUACUAAGCUGGGCCGGCUAGUCAAGGACAUGAAGAUCAAGUCUUUGGAAGAGAUCUAUCUUUUCUCCCUUCCUAUCAAGGAGUCUGAGAUCAUAGACUUCUUCCUGGGAUCCUCUUUGAAAGAUGAGGUUCUGAAGAUUAUGCCUGUGCAAAAACAAACUAGAGCUGGACAACGGACCAGGUUCAAGGCUUUUGUGGCCAUUGGUGACUAUAAUGGCCAUGUUGGCUUGGGUGUCAAGUGCUCCAAGGAAGUGGCCACAGCUAUUCGUGGUGCCAUCAUUCUUGCCAAGUUGUCCAUUGUUCCUGUGAGACGUGGCUACUGGGGAAACAAGAUUGGCAAGCCUCACACAGUGCCCUGCAAGGUCACUGGACGUUGUGGAUCAGUUCUGGUGCGCCUCAUUCCUGCCCCUAGAGGUACUGGCAUUGUCUCAGCUCCUGUGCCUAAGAAACUCCUAAUGAUGGCUGGAAUUGAUGACUGCUACACUUCUGCAAGAGGCUGCACUGCCACUCUGGGCAACUUUGCUAAAGCUACCUUUGAUGCCAUUUCCAAAACAUACAGUUAUCUAACCCCAGACUUGUGGAAGGAGACUGUGUUCACCAAGUCUCCCUAUCAGGAAUUUACUGACCAUCUUGUGAAGACUCAUACUCGUGUGUCUGUCCAGAGGACUCAGGCAGCUGCUGUGGCAACUACAUAAAUGUUUUUUUAUAAACAAGGAAUAAAUUGAACUACGCCUGUUAA
Antechinus flavipes (yellow-footed antechinus) is the source of this 946-nucleotide messenger RNA. RefSeq names its product ribosomal protein S2 (gene RPS2). The record is from RefSeq and is a predicted model, not a curated record. Gene Ontology annotation, molecular function: structural constituent of ribosome; RNA binding. Gene Ontology annotation, cellular component: ribosome; cytosolic small ribosomal subunit. The transcript has 7 exons. Gene Ontology annotation, biological process: translation. Lineage: Eukaryota; Metazoa; Chordata; Mammalia; Dasyuromorphia; Dasyuridae. Bases 21 to 902 code for a protein of 293 amino acids.